CAUCUAUAUGCGCGUGCGUGGAGGCGUCGGCUACGAGUCCUCCAGCCGCCUCGGGACUGUAGCUCCGCGCUACCUCCCUCCUCGCACCUGGAAGGAACUGCUUUGUGGAGCGCCGAGCACGAGCGUCGGCGGCGUAAAAACGCAGCGCCAUCUACUACUGCCUCGUAGCAGUAGUAGAAGCGGACAGCAAGCUGCCCCCGACGCCGUCGGCGCGGUCACCGAACAGCAUCACCAUGACCGAGCAACCACCACCGGUGCCCCCCAUCGACCAAGCGACGACGCAGAAGGCCGGCGUGCUGUGGAACAAGGUCCGGGACCACGUGGUGAGUGAUGAUAACUUCGCGGAGACGCCACGUCCUGUCAAUGACGAUGAGGACGACGAAAAGAACUUGAAGCCCCCUUCGUUAGUGUACCCGCCCGACGGUUGUAUACCUGUAUUGCAUCCGGACGGCGACGUGAGAUUUUACUGGGAUCUCGCGCAAAUGGUCUCAUUGAUCUGGGUGUCGAUCUUCGUGCCUUUGCGGAUCGGCUUCGACUGGCCGGCGGUCGGCAUGUGGUUCAUCAUUGACUCGGUCAUUGAUCUGUACUUCAUUUUUGACUUUGUGCUUGGGUUCUUCACGGCCGUGCAUCUCCAUGAAGAUACACGAGUAGACGACGAUGCCUCAGGUGAUUAUUUCGAGUUCGGCGGCCACUACGUCGUCGUCGACAAGAAACGCAUCGCGUUAUCUUAUUUGAGGGGCUGGUUCGCGAUUGAUUUUUUUGCUUCGUUGCCGAUCGAAUUCUUCAUGCGGCUGGAACAAGGGUCGCUAGGCUGUUCGUUUCGGGUCGUGAAUCCUUGUAGCGUCAAGACUCAUAGCACGGGUGCGACGAUCAAGUUGGUGAAGAUCUUGCGGUUGUUCCGAAUUUUGAAGCUGUUUAGAUUACUGAAGCUCAAAAAGUUAUUUAACAGAUACCAGGACGACUUUGUGUAUCUGAUGCCUUUCAUAUCCGCCACGAAGCUGGUGUUUGCCAUGCUCUGGAUGUCGCACUGGAUGGGCUGUACCUAUGCUUUAGUUUUUCCCUUCGAGGAACAAGAUAAGCCCAUGAACUCUCUGUCCAGUAAGUAUCUGUGUGGAAAUCAACCAGUGCGUCGGGUGCACCCGAUAAUUCUUCACUAAGUCAUUUUUGGCGAUGCCGCUGCCGUGCUGGCUCCGUCGAGCGGUGAGGAACCGGCAUCGCCACGCCAUCGAGCAUGCGUCGCAUCGGUGGCGUGGAGGUCGACGCGAAGAUUCAGCACGAACGCGCCGUAGGAUUGUGAUUUCCACACAGGUAAGUACAUCGGCGCCAUCUACUGGGCCAUGCAGACGAUCACUACCGUCGGUUACGGCGACAUGGUGCCUACCGCUGAUGGGGGAAGAUUAGUAGCUAUAGCCGGCAUGGCGAUCGGGGGGUUGAUCUUUGGCUGGCUCAUCCAGUAUGUGAUUUCCGUCCUAGAUCCGGACACGUUCGAGCGGAAACAGCAAGCUCGCAUCGAUCGCAUGAUGGCUUAUUUAAGGGCUAAUAGAUUGCCUCCCCAACUGUCCGCGCGAGUGGUCAGACACGUCCGGCAACAAAACUCAAGACAGACCGAGGAUCGGGCCGUGCUCACGGAAUUACCUAGACAAUUACGUUCAGAUAUCUGCCUGCACCUCUACGAGGCCUUCAUGCUGAGCGUGCCUCUCUUUUCACACGCGGCGAACUCGUACACGCACCACGCCUUCGUGUGUGAUGUCUGCACGAAGGUCAUCCCGCUGACCAUACCCGUGAGCGAGAUGGUGUAUGGGGCCGGCGACCUCGCGGAAGAAGGUGCGUACUUGAUCGUGACGGGCGCCGUGCAACUCUUGUCUCCGGCGGCGCCCUCGAAGCGAAAGAAGAUCGGCGGCACGAGCGGCGGCACGUCGGCGCGGGCCAAGCACGUCAUGGCCGAGGCCGGCCUCGAGAAGGAGCUUGGGGGCGGCGACGUCUUCGGCGAGUCGUCGGCGCUCGGGUCGACGCGGCGCUUCGACGAGGCCGUGGCUCGGAAGACGUCCGAGUUACUCACCAUCUCGGGCCCGGAUUUGCGAUGUGCCUUGGACCUGGCGCCUCGACUGCGGUGGACCGUCUUGCAGCGGACCGUCGAGCACGCGAUCAAGUGUAUACACGACCCGCGGCUGCUCAUGAUUGUGUUAAGGGAAUUACAUUUACCGGAGUUGUUGGAGGAGGACUUGAGUGCACCGGCCGCGCGCUUCGAGGACUCGAUCCGCAUAUUGCGACAUCAUAAAGUGUAUAAGGUCGUCGCGAACUGGCGCGAGGCCCUCUACAACAUUAGGGAGGAGUGGGAGGGCCGCGUCUGCUCGACGCCCAAGAACUACGCCGCUACGCCUCAUACGCCGGGCAAGGCCUUCGCGGAGCCCGUCGCCACGGAGAUGGACGUUCACGAGGAGCUCAAGUUAGUUAGAAGGGACCUGUCCGAUUUGACGGACGCCGUCCGAGCCCUCUUCGCCACACGCGCUUUCGAUCAUGCGGACUUCCACAAGAUCGGCGGCGCGCUGCACGGCGUGGCCCUCGCCGCGCGCGAGGCGGGGGAGUAAUCGCUCGUUCGUUACAUAUUGUUACGCGGUGUGGGGGGAGAGACAGCGCGUGUCUCCGAUUCAUCGUCUCUCCUUGUCGCGGCGCUCCGGCCGCGCCUCGGGGCCGAUUCGAUUUUGCGACGGACCUAUCUUUGGAGUCGCAAGACGUCCUCGCCUUUUCCCAAACGCCGUUUUGGCUCGGGCGCGUGUUUUGGCUCGGGCUCGUGUGGAGCCAUUUCUCCCAUCAGACGGGCGCUGAAGGAGCUGCUUUACCUUCCGUCGAUUCAGAACUGCAGCCGCCCCGCGGCGCGACCUGCCUGUGCCAACACCACGCGCCCCAGCGACCUCGUGUACCCCACCCCGCAGCGGCUGCCCGCGUCGCGCCGGAACUAGUGCGGACAGCACCUUGAUUGGGGUCCCCCCUCGCCGAGCACCAGAACGCCGGGAUGUGGGGCUCCGUGGAGACGACGGUGAAGCUGGCCUUCACGGGCCUUGCCGGCUUCACCCUGGCAUGCGUCGUUAUCGAGACGGCCGGGACCGCCGUCGGCAAGACGGUAGCGGGAUCCAGUGAGAGCCAAAAUUACUUCGUCACGCGAACUUUGGUCGAGUUGUUACCUGUGUGGAAAUCAACCAGUGUGUCGGGUGCACUGGCGCGGCCGUGCUGGCUCGGUCGAGCGGUGAGGAACCGGCAUCGCCACGCCAUCGAGCAGGCGUCGCGUCGAUGGCGUGGAAGUCGACGCGCCGAUUCAGCACGAACGCGACGUAAAAUUUUGAUUUCCACACAGGUUGUUACUGGCGCUGUACGUGGCCGACUUCGUGACGGGUCUAAUACAUAUGCUCCUUGACUUCCAGACGGUCGAUGAUGACGAACUAAGGCUGCACAUCGAGACUUCGGUCGAGGCCGUCGAGGCCUUUGAAAAGACCAAGCUCUUCACGGAGGCGACGGAGCGCGACAAAUACCUCUGGAACUUUCACAGCCAUCACGAGGCCGUCUACCCCUCGUCGGACUCGCAGCUCGAGCUCUUCAUGCAAUUGUUUUGGUACGUGCGCGUCGUCUGGCCCCUGUUCUACCUCGGCUUCUAUUAUGGUUAUGUCCCGGAGGCGACGUCGCGCGUCUGGCUCGUGGCGCUGAUCGUCGGCCUGCCCUCGCAGCAGACGCACUUCCUCGCGCACGCCCGAAGGCGUGGGCUCCUCAAGGAGUGGCCGAUGAUCGAGCGGCUGCAGGACUGGCGGAUCAUCCUGCACCCGGACGCGCACCAGCAGCACCACGAGAAGUUCAACUGCAACUUUUGUAUCCUUAAUGGCUGGGCGAACCCGCUGAUGAACCGCGUUGCGCGGCUGCUGACGCACUUCGGCGUGCUCGCGGAGGAGCCGCCGACGGCGCGCAACCGGCGCGAGCGCGCGGAGCACAAGGACGCCAAGCUCAAGGAGCGAUCCUAGGCCCGGUCCGCCGCGGGACUGCCUCGGUAGUUUAACCCCGCGGCGACGACACCCCCUUCGCCGACCCACUGCUGUACUCUACCCCCGGUCCGCCGCCAGCGCCGCCGACCUCUAACCCGACCGAUCGAUCGAUGAAAAUAACCAGAAAGUAUAGUUAGUCCGACCACCCGUCCGACUCGCCCCCGUCCACGGGCGGCGUCCAGCCCUCGGGCGUCGCGGGCCGGCGCGCGGCGUCGGCGCGCCAGAGCCGCUCCUCCUCCUCCCGCUGCGCCUGGGCAUUCGCCUCGGCGUCCACGAGCCUUCUGAGCGUCGCUUCCCGCCGUCGCUCGGCCCGGAGCUCCUCGAACGCGGCCCGCUCGGCCUGCUGCGCGACGUCCGGCUGCGGCGGCAGGCGGCUCGGCGAGAAGAUGCCGGCGCCGUCGUCGUUUCGCGGUGCCGGCCGCCGGCCCCGCGGCGCGUCCAGAGAAGACUGGGGCCCGCGGUCGACGCCGGACGGCCGCGCGGGCAGCGUCCGCGACGGCGAGAAGACGCCGGCCGCGUCGUCGUCCCGCGGAAGGAGGGGCUGCGGCGGCGGGCUGCCGCCCGGCCGGCGCAUAUCGGCGUCGUCGCCCGCGCCGGCCCACCGCUCGGCGAAGGACAGCUCUUGGGGAGGCGUCGCGGGCCGCGCGGCGCGCGGCGGCGUCGCAGGUUUAAUGACGGGCUCGGGCCCGGCGUAGACCGGCGCCUUGUCCGGCUGGCGUCUCUUUUUUAAUUGUUUGGCCUGGUGCUCGACCUGCUUCUGGAGCCGCGCGUUGUCGCGCUCGAGCCUCGCCACGUCCUGCUGCGUGCCGCUCUGCUGCGUCGUCUUGCCGCCGCGGGCGACGCGGACCGUGCUCUUCUCCCGCUCAAGUACUUUGAUCCUCGCGUCGCGCUCCCUCAAGCCGUCCUUCAGCGCCGCGACCUCCCUCCUUAACGCGUCCACGAGCUCGUCGUCGCCGUCGCCCUUCUCCAGCAGGCUCUUGAUGUGGUCUUUAUUCCGCUGGACUUCCUGCGUCUGCGCGACGACGCGGGCCUGCGACGCCUGGAGCGUCUCCCUGACCUUGACGACCUCGCGCUGCAGCGACUCCUUCUGCUCGAAGACCUCCUGGAUCUCCCGUUCCCGCUCCUUGCGCGCUUCUUCUAGUUCUCUCUGAGCGACGGCGUCCACAUCUCUACGCGGCGGCCGCUUCCGCACGCCCGACUCCGAGACCUCCCGUUCCAAGCGUCUGACUUUAUUCUUCAGCAUGACGAUCUGCUGCGCGCGGCCCUUCCAGCCCUCGCCCUCAUUCGCCAGCGCGUCCUCGAGCUUGUCGCCGACCUCCCUUACCAACGCGCGUCUUAAUUUAUCGGUCUCCGCGCGCUCCGUCUCGAGCUUAUGCCUCAACUCCGCGGACCGCUUCUCGGCGCGGCGCUCGCGCUGCGAGGCCUUCGUCACGGGCGCCUCCUUGGCGGGCGCCUGGUUCUCCUGGAACGGGUAGCGCGCCGCGUCGGGGUCGAGCGGCCCGCGCGCCUUGAGCUCCUUCGCGAGGGCCGUCGCGUCGAUCUUCAGCCGCUCGAAGUCCAGCGCAAGCUUCCGGUUCUUCUCGCGCUCCGACGCCAAAGCUACGGUAUAAUUCCGGGCCUUCUUCGCGAGCUGGAUGAUCUUCGCGUCCCUCACAUCGACCUCCGCUCCAUUAAUGCCCGCGUAGAUCGUUUCCGGAUUUACGCCGGGCACGGGCGCUAAGGCCUCGAGCAUGACCUGGUAGUUCUUUACUUGCUGGCGCUUCUGCCGGAGCUCGUCCGGGAUGUCCGGCUCUUGGACUGGUGAAGGCUCCGGAACCGGCGACGGCGCCUUUUCGGGCGAGAAGACCUUCUGCUGGAUUGUUUGUAGUCGCUGCUCGGCCUCGUCGUCGUCCGACUCCCCGAACGACCCGUCGUCGUCGUCAUCCGGUAACGCCGCGACCUGCGCUUGAUUCGCCUUGCGCGGCGUGCGUCGCUCGGGGACGUCGCCGCCCAGCAGCGCGUCCACCAAAGCGCCCUCCUUCCCAUAGUCGUAGGUCACCUGGUAGGCCUGGGUCGUCUGGAGCGAGGUCAUGGUCCCCGGGGCAGCCGCGAGUCGGCGCGACGGUGGGACCGCUGUGCGAUGGGCUAAGCUCCUUGGGGCAGCUUCGAGGUCUCCGUGCGGCGCGGCGGCGGCGUCGAGGGCAGCGCACGGAUGGCACCGUGUGUGGGCAGCGCACGACGGUGGGGGCAGGCGCCGAUAAAGCGCCCUGAUCAUGCGGCUAACGAAAAUACGAGCGUGUACCCGCGCAGGUCGGUGAAGCGUCGCUCGAGUCCAUCCGACGACUCGUGCGUCCCGCGGAUCCCUCCCCCAGCCGGGAUGCCUGGUCUUCGUCGGUUUGGUGCCGGGGUUGUUUGUAAUUUGCGCGGCAGCGCGGCGCAUUGCAUCGAAACGCUGCCCACACAGCUCUCCUGCGGUCGCGGGGCAGCCAUUCCCAGGAUGAUCCUCAGGAGGAGCGCCGCGGGGAUCGUGCUCUAUGCCUACGGCGCCGGCGCCGAGUGCGCAGGCUGCACCAAAAAGCUCUUCGAGCCGACCUGCGACGGCUUCUCGAAGAAAACGGAUCGCUGGGGCAACUGGUACGAGCGGCACGUCCCCGUGCCGCAGUCGACGCGCGCGCCGACGACGAGCCCGGCGCCCACCGCCUCGUGGGCGCCCACGACGCCGCGUGGAGCCGACACCCCGGCACCGACCGUGGAGCCGACGCCGGAGCCGACGCCGCGGCCGUCGACCGGCGCCCCCACGACGCCGACGGCGGCGCCGACGCUCAUCAGUCUGCGCACGGGCGGGACGUGCCCGAAGAAGAUGUGCUGCGCCGAGCAGGAGGAGGAUUGUUGUCUAGUGGACCCGCCGCGCGUGCUGGGCAUGUGCCUCGCGAUAUUGGCGUUCUUCUUCCUGGCCGUGGUGGUCGCGCGGCCGCGCUGGGCCAUGCCCAAGGGGCUCUUCGGGGGCAAGCGCGAGCAGUACUGCGAGAACCACGACGUGCACGUACGCGCCGCCGAGAAGGGGGUCUAA
Messenger RNA from Pelagomonas calceolata, 7077 nucleotides. The record is from the annotation of a GenBank genome assembly. NCBI's taxonomy places the organism in Eukaryota, Pelagophyceae, Pelagomonadales, Pelagomonadaceae.